Molecule: messenger RNA, 2048 nt
Organism: Arachis stenosperma
Lineage: Eukaryota; Viridiplantae; Streptophyta; Magnoliopsida; Fabales; Fabaceae
Product: prolycopene isomerase, chloroplastic-like
Exons: 6
Coding region: 166-1881 (571 amino acids)
Biological process (GO): carotenoid metabolic process
Molecular function (GO): oxidoreductase activity
Source: RefSeq, a predicted model, not a curated record
UAAUUUUGGAGGAGUCCAAAAAUGUCACACACACAAAAAGUCUGGUGACGUGGCUAAUUUAACAACUAGAAAUCUCAAGGGAGUGAGUGAGGAGUGAGAUUUGAGAAGGAAGAGCGAGGUUGAAGUUUGGAUGAGGAAGUUACAAAGAAUAUCAUCAAAUCCACCAUGAAUAUGAUGAUGGGAGUUGGAUCGUUACGAUAUCCUCCUCCUGGUCUUCCUCUUGUUCCGAGUGAGAGAGUAUCCUCAUCCAAGUGGAAGGUGCAGGUGGCAUCUUCCUCUCCUCCUUCAACCACGGCCACGGUUACAGCAGAGGCUGAUGUUGUGGUGGUUGGGAGCGGGAUAGGCGGACUGUGCUGUGCAGCACUUCUGGCAAGAUACGAGCAGGAUGUGGUUGUCGUCGAAAGCCAUGACCAGCCCGGCGGGGCUGCCCAUUCUUUUGAUAUCAAAGGCUACAAGUUUGACUCCGGUCCAUCUUUAUUCUCUGGAUUGCAAUCAAGGGGUCCUCAGGCUAAUCCUCUUGCCCAGGUUCUAGAUGCAUUGGGCGAGUCUCUCCCAUGUGCCACUUAUGAUUCAUGGAUGGUCUACAUCCCCGAAGGUGAAUUCUUGUCAAGAAUAGGGCCUACGGAAUUUUUUAAGGACCUUGAGAAGUAUGCAGGUCCAAAUGCUGUUCAAGAAUGGAAGAAACUUCUGGAUGCUGUACUUCCACUUUCAACAGCAGCAAUGGCGCUUCCUCCUCUAUCUAUUCGAGGAGAUUUGGGUGUUCUUUCGACUGCAGCAGCUAGAUAUGCUCCUUCUCUCAUAAAAUCCUUUGUUCAAAUGGGACCUCAGGGUGCUCUUGGGGCCACAAAACUACUCAGACCAUUCUCGGAAGUACUUGAUGGAUUGGAACUGAAAGAUCCUUUCAUAAGGAAUUGGAUUGACCUACUGGCAUUCUUGCUUGCAGGGGUCAAAACUAAUGGUAUACUCUCUGCUGAGAUGAUUUAUAUGUUUGCAGAAUGGUACAAACCGGGAUGCUGUCUAGAAUACCCCCUUGAUGGAACUGCUGCUAUUGUUGAUGCUCUUAUACGAGGACUCGAGAAAUUUGGUGGACGGAUUUCUCUUCGGAGUCAUGUGGAAAAAAUUGUUGUUGAAAGUGGCAGAGCCGUUGGAGUCAAACUGAGAAGUGGUCAAUUUAUACGAGCUAAAAAGGCUGUUGUAAGCAAUGCAUCAAUGUGGGACACUUUGAAUUUGCUUCCUAAAGAAGUUAUUCCAAAGUCUUACUCAGAUAGGAUUAGAUCCACCCCUCAAUGUGAAUCGUUCAUGCAUCUCCAUUUGGGAUUUGAUGCUGAGGGUAUCCGCGAUGAUCUGGGGAUUCAUCACAUAGUUGUAAAUGACUGGGGAAGAGGUGUUGAUGCUGACCAGAAUGUAGUGCUGAUAUCAGUACCCAGUGUGCUUAGUCCUAAUCUGGCACCCCCUGGGAAACAUGUGUUACAUGCUUAUAUGCCAGGAACUGAACCAUUUGAGUUGUGGGAAGGACUUGAUCGUACAAGUGCUGAAUAUAGAAAGCUCAAAGCUGAGAGAUCAGAGGUAAUGUGGAAAGCUGUGGAGCGAGCGCUUGGCGAAGGCUUCAAGAGGGAGAAAUGUGAAGUGAAAUUAGUUGGAAGUCCACUGACACAUGAAAGGUUUCUUAGAAGGAACAGAGGAACAUAUGGACCAGCACUGCAAGCUGGCAAAGAAACCUUUCCUGGCCAUUCAACACCCAUCCCACACCUCUUCUGUUGCGGAGACUCCACCUUUCCUGGCAUUGGGGUCCCAGCCGUUGCUGCCAGUGGCGCAAUUGUAGCAAAUUCGCUAGUUUCAGUGUCCCAACAUUCCCAGUUGCUUGAUGCAAUAGGAAUAUGAAAACCACACAUCAUGAUAGUCUUUGUCUCUUCCUUCUUCCAUUGAGAUGUUGUAUUGUUGUAUUCUUGUAGUAAAAGCCAUUACUUAUAUUAGAAAUUUUAACUGCAGGGAGUAGAAUCUCAUCUCCUUUUACUGAUACCAAAUGCCUAACAUCAGCAUUCUUUCAA